AUGGCCAUGUCAGACAACGAAGCGCCCGCACCCAAGCCCGAGGGCGGUGAGCAGCUGAAUAUCAAGGUGAAGGAUGGAGAUGGCAACGAGGUCUUUUUCAAGGUGAAGCGCAACACCAAGUUGGGCAAACUUCGUCGUGCCUAUGCCGAUCGUAUGGGCAAGCCAGAGAACACUGUCCGUUUCAUUUUUGAUGGACAACGUGUCCAGGAUGAUGAUACUGCCGAGUCCGUGAGUGUGAGAGGCAGAGAGAAGAUGUCUUUUGGGCCUAGCAUCCGUUGUCAGCGAGUUGGGUGUACAGGAAGUUUCACCGCUCUCAGACGGAGGGGUGGGCAAAGAAGCGCCACCAGGUAUGGACUGUGGCGCAUACAUCCCACUUGCCCCUCCAUUGCCGCAACAGUCUGUCACUUUGA
Molecule: messenger RNA, 410 nt
Organism: Ceraceosorus bombacis
Lineage: Eukaryota; Fungi; Basidiomycota; Exobasidiomycetes; Ceraceosorales; Ceraceosoraceae
Source: the annotation of a GenBank genome assembly